AUGGAGUACAAGCAUGUCAUAGCUGUGCCAGGAAUGGAGACUACACUUGAUGAUGAUGUUAUUUCAAAAUCUGAUGAUGAAUUUGUCAAGAUGCACGAUUCCCCCAAUCAUGCUUCACACAGUGAGGACAUAAUGGUUGGGAAAAUCAAUGAGUUCGAGACUAUAACGAUGAUGCUAAUACAACAUUCAUCUAAACAACAAGAAGUUGUUUCAAUUCGAGAUGAUAUAAAUGGGAGUCGAGUAUUGUUGACUACUCGCGUUGCAGAGGUGGCUAUUUGUAUUGACUCUAACAAUUACUUCUCCCAUCAAAUGCAGUUCUUAGAUCCAAGUGAAAGUUGGGAUUUAUUUUGUAAAAAGUUAUGCAAAUCUCAUGGUGUCGAAUUUGAGACAAUUGGGAGGGCAAUUGUUGAGAAAUGUAAAGGACUACCAUUGGCAAUUGUUGUGAUGAUGAAGAAUGUUCCUCACAUUGAGUUAUAG
Molecule: messenger RNA, 477 nt
Organism: Ipomoea nil (Japanese morning glory)
Lineage: Eukaryota; Viridiplantae; Streptophyta; Magnoliopsida; Solanales; Convolvulaceae
Exons: 3
Coding region: 1-477 (158 amino acids)
Biological process (GO): defense response to other organism
Molecular function (GO): ADP binding
Source: RefSeq, a predicted model, not a curated record